AUGGAAAUCUUUCUGAAAUUACAAGAACUUGAGGUAGAUCGUGAACAAUACGAAGUUAACAAGAAGAAUAAUUUAGAGAUGUCAUUAUCAUUAAAAAUCAAUAUAGUUGGUAGUAAUACCGUCAAGACUAUGAGAUUCUCACCAGAGAUGUCAGUUCACGAGGCAUGCCUACAAAUCAAAGACAAGGUUGGCGAGGGAGGAGAAGAUCAUGGUCUGUUUCAAGCAGGUGUCGAAGGUAAAAUAGUCAGUCGUUGGUUGGCAAUGGACAAGUCAUUGUCAUUCUACGAUCUCUCACUCGAGUCUGUAUUGGACUACAAGAAGAAACACAGACCUCAAAAGAUCAAACUGUUGGAUGAAACCAUCAAGACACAGUUGAUCGACGACUCUACUACGGUCACUGAAAUCGUAGCUUCGAUUGCCAAAAAGAUGGGUAUCAAGAACCCAGAAGAAUACUCGUUGCUCAAAGAAGCACCCGUCCUAGAUGAAAAGGAACUAAAGAAACAACAAAAGGAAGGCAAAGAGGCCGAUGUACCAGUCGAAUGGUUAAAGUCCACUCAAACACUAUCGGAACAAGGUGUUGUUGAAACCGACAUUUUAGUAUUUAAAAAGAAAUUCUUUUUCAAUGAUGCCAAUAUCGAUCGUAAUGAUCCCGUUCAAUUACAUCUUUUAUUUGUUCAAUGUCGUGAUGCUAUCAUUGAAGGUAAAUACCCAACUCAACGUGAAGAAUCAGUUCAAUUGGCUGCCAUUCAAUGUCAAGUUGCACUUGGUGAUCAUGCUCCUCAAAAACAUAUUCCUGGUUUCUUAAAUUUAAAGGAAUAUUUACCAUUACAAUGGGUAAAGAAUAAAUCAGCUGAAAAGGAUAUUUACAAAGAACAUAGAAAGUUGGUAUCGAUGACUGAAGUCAAUGCUAAAUACAGAUACGUUCAAUUAUGUAGAUCUUUGAAAACAUAUGGUAUGACUAGUUUCCAGUGUAAAUUUAGAAUUGGAAAGAAAAUGUUAGAUAUGACAUUAGGUAUUACAAGAGAGAAUAUGAUUUUAAUUCAAGAUGAUACUAAAGAGGUGAUAAAGAAUCACCCGUUGAAACAUAUUAGAAGAUGGGCAUCGACAGAGAAAUCAUUUACUUUUGAUUUUGGUGACCAUGAACAAGAACGUUCGCAAGUGAUCAUGGCCGAGUUGUCGACCGUCGGUAGUUGCGCAAAGAACGCUGCGUUUGUGCCAGAGUUGGCUAGCUUCUCAGACGAGAUUAUUGCCAUUGCCACAAGACUGUCCGAGUCGAUGAGCAAGCUGUUGACGACUGCUUCAACGAUGGGCGACAGUGUGUUGGCCGACGACGCGAUUGCCCGUGCUCAAGUUCACGCCACCAACGCACUCGCCGUCAUGAUGAUGGCCGCCGUCGACAAUAUAGGGCCGACCAGUCAACACGGCCAGCGGAAGCGGUGCCGACGAGAUUCUCAACUUGUCGAGCGAUGCUUUGACCGAGGAGUUUACGGGUCUCUCCAACGACCUCACCAACUCGAUUAUGGUGUUGAGAAACAAUCUUGGCAACACGCCAGAGUCGAUUCUCGAGUCGUUUAG
This is a messenger RNA of Cavenderia fasciculata, 1575 nucleotides long. RefSeq lists its product as uncharacterized. Gene Ontology annotation, cellular component: cytoskeleton; plasma membrane. Gene Ontology annotation, biological process: cell-cell adhesion. The record is from RefSeq and is a predicted model, not a curated record. NCBI's taxonomy places the organism in Eukaryota, Evosea, Eumycetozoa, Acytosteliales, Cavenderiaceae. The transcript is spliced from 7 exons. Bases 1 to 1575 code for a protein of 524 amino acids.